Messenger RNA from Acanthochromis polyacanthus (spiny chromis), 1952 nucleotides. It is a transcript of the gene odad4, whose product is annotated as outer dynein arm docking complex subunit 4. Gene Ontology annotation, molecular function: protein binding. The transcript is spliced from 11 exons. Bases 137 to 1606 code for a protein of 489 amino acids. Lineage: Eukaryota; Metazoa; Chordata; Actinopteri; Pomacentridae. The record is from RefSeq and is a predicted model, not a curated record. Gene Ontology annotation, cellular component: cytoplasm.
AGCUGCGCUUUGUUGGUGCUGUUGCUAGGAGACCAGCCACCGUAAGCUCCAUUUAACCUGGAAGCAGGUUAAAUUAACUGUUUCUAAAACGGGUUAAAUUAACUGAGGUCGCUUUAAAAACAAGUUGGAAGUGAAAAUGUCGGACGGAGAGCUGGACAAACAGAAGCUGAAGGGGGAUUUCUCCUGUCUGGUGGCCAACGGACGCUGGUUGUUUCUGAAGGGGGAGAACCAGAAGGCCGCGGACAGCUUCGCCUCGGCUCUGGCUUUAAAUCCAGAUGAUAAGAACUGCUUUGUUGGUCGAUCCAAGUGUUUCCUGAAGAUGGGUCAUUUUGACCAAGCUUUAAAAGAUGCUGAAGCUUCACUGAAAGGAGACACAACAUUUUCUGAGGGACUAUACAUGAAGGCAGAGGUGCUGUACCACAUGGCAGAGUUUGAAUUUGCGCUGGUGUUUUACCACAAAGGACUGAAGCUGCGUCCACAAGUCCAGGAGUUCAGGCUGGGAAUCCAGAAAGCUCAAGAGGCCAUAGAGAACUCCAUCGGCAGUCCGUCAUCCGUGAAGCUGGAGAUUGAAGGAGACCUGGCUUUCUUCAGACAAGACGAGGUAAAAAGAUCAAAUCUGAUUUCUGCGAUUGAGAAUUUGAUUAAGGAGAAGAAACAACAGAGCCAGAAAACCCCGAAGAAGGAGAAAACGUCCAGAAAGAUGAUGGGAGAGUUUUACAGCGACAGGAAAUAUCUGGAAAGUCUGAUGAAAGAUGAAGACUUGGUAAAAGGCAAAACGAAGGGCGGCGAGCAGCUGGAGGAGGUCAUCCAGGGCUGCCUCUCGUAUCUCGACACCUGCACCAAUUUCUGGAAGGAGGAGAGUCCGAUCUGUGCACGGGAAAAGAACCGCAAACAGCAAAACCUCGGCAAACCUCGACACGGUGCGCCUUCUGAGCACGCUCAGUUCCUCCUGAAGAGUCUGGAUAAGAUAGAUGCAGAUCUGGAAUGUGGAAAUGCACAAGGCAGCCUGAAGAAAGUCACAGAAGUCAUGAAGGUCGUGCAGAAGUGGUCGGACAAAGAGGUUCCUGAUAAAAGCGAGAUUCUCGGCGGCCUGCACAGCUGCAUGGGAAACGCUUUGUUCGACCUGGGAGACGUGGACAAAGCUUUGGAGCAUCAUCACAAGGACCUGGAGCUCGCUGAGCGGUGCAAAGUGCCAGAAGCCAUAUCCAGAGCUUUGGACAACAUCGGCUGGGUUUACGCCCAAACCGGACAGUUCGAACAAGCUGCUGAGUUCUGGGAGAAGCAGCUCCCUUUGGUCCGUGGUGCUUUAGAGAAGACCUGUUUGUUCCACGGACUCGGCUGCUGCUACCUGAUGCUCGACCGGCAUGAAGAAGCUCGAGACUUCGGCCUCCGAUCAGCUGCUGCCGCUGACGAAGCUGCAGACGAGAAGUGGCAGAUGAAUGCUAAUGUUUUGGUCGCACAGUCAGAAUUGAAGCUCGGAAACUUUGAAUCCAGCGCCUUUUACUUUGAAAGGGCUUUGACUCAAGCCAAACUUGAGGAGGACAACUUUGCCAUGAACGCCGUUCGGAAGGCUCUUGAAGAAGCGAAGCAGCAGCUCCCACAGUGAGGGGAAAAAGCAGGAAAAGAAAGAUCAAUUCCUCAAAAGGUUAAACAGAGAUUUGAAGCACAAUUACAAAGCGUGGUGAUGCUGAUUAAACUCACAAUAUUAUAGACAAGAGUUACAUGUGUGAAGGUGGCCUGUUCUCUCAGGAAUAAAAGUCUACAUGGGGAAAAACAACGCAAUUAAAAGCUCAGUUUCUGGUGGUUAUCUUAACAAAAAGAUCAUAUUUACUAAAUCCGAUGUAUUUUAUCACAUUAUUUCUGAAGGACAAAUGCUUUUUUUUUGUUUUUGCAGUAUUGUCAAAGUUCCUUCUCCGAUCACUGAUUAAACUCAUCUUUGAGCAUCAGCGUUA